GUCACCGCCCGUUGCCCAGCUGCGCUGCUGGUGCCUCGGUACCGCGUUCUCGAGCAGCUCUCGGAAGGAAUCCUCGGGAAUACGCUCUGUUCAGACCUUCUGUACGCGUUUCCCUUCGUGGGGGGCAACAACACGUGAGGAGCUUUUCUUAGCGGUCUCGUUAGGUUGAUUUCUAUCGCGGCGUAGCGCCUUGGUGGAUUUGAUUUCUGCCGCUGGCUCUUUAAGGGGGCUCGUAACUUAAAGAAGCAGACGGUGUGAGAAAAUGUCCCGUAAAAGCGCCAAGGAAGGCCGGAAGGUGAACAUCUCCAGCUCCCUGGAGUCGGAGGACAUCAGCUUGGAAACCACCGUCCCCACCGACGAGCUGUCCUCCUCUGAGGAGCGGGAGGGCGCCACGCGGGUCACCAGGCAGCUGAUCGAGCGCAAGGAGCUGCUGCACAACCUGCAGCUGCUGAAGAUUGAGCUGUCGCAGAAAAACCUCAUGAUCGACAACCUGAAAGUGGAGUACCUGACCAAGAUUGAAGAGCUAGAAGAGAAGCUGAAUGAUGCAAUCCAUCAAAAGCAGCUGUUGUCUUUACGACUGGAUAGCCAGCUAACAUUGCAGCAAGAAGAUGCAAGAAAACAUCAGGCACUCAUGAAACAAGAAAUGGAAACUAUUUUAUUGAGACAAAAGCAACUGGAGGAAACAAAUCAUCAGUUGAGGGAGAGGGCUGGAGAUAUCCGUCGUAGUUUGCGUGAUUUGGAAUUAACAGAGGAUGGCUAUGAGAAGCUGAAAUCUCUGUCUGAAGAUCAACUUUCCAUCCCAGAAUAUGUUUCAAUUCGAUUCUAUGAAGUGGUCCAUCCCUUAAGAAAGGAGCUGGGUGAUCUACAGAUGAAAAAGGAGACAUUAACAGAAGAAGUAAGCGAAUACAGAUCCCAGCUGAAGUCUCUUACAGAGAGCUAUGAAAAUGAGAGGCGAAGUCGGUCAGAACUUGAGGUUAAAUGUCAGCGCUUAAUACUGGAACUGGCUGAUACCAAGCAGAUGAUUCAACAAGGUGAUUACAGACAAGAGAACUAUGAUAAAGUAAAAUGUGAACGAGAUGUAUUUGAACAUGAAUUGUCAGAACUCAGAAGAAAAUAUGAAAUACUGGAGAUGUCACAUAAAGCACAGACUAAAGAAAGAAAUGAUUUAUCAAAGGAGCUGGCAACUAUACAACAAUCCCUCAACCUCUUGCAAAAAGAUAAAGAUUAUCUUAAUCGCCAGAACAUGGAGCUUAGUGUUCGCUGUGCACAUGAAGAAGAUCGUCUUGAAAGGCUUCAGAUUCAGUUGGAGGAUGCCAAGAAAGCUAGAGAAGAAAUGUAUGAAAAAUAUGUUGCAUCCAGGGACCACUAUAAAACAGAAUUUGAAAAGAGAUUGCAUGAGGAAUUGGAACAAAUAAGAUUGAAAACAAAUCAAGAAAUUGAGCAGCUUCGAAGUGCUUCGAAAGAGAUGUAUGAACGUGAAAACAGAAAUUUGAGAGAAGCAAGAGAUAAUGCUGUUGCUGAAAAAGAGAGAGCAGUUACUGCUGAAAGAGAUGCUUUAAGAAAGUAUGACCAACUCUUAGAACAGUAUAGGCAAAUGCAGCUUGGCACAGAAAGCAAAGUAGCUGAACUUCUUCACCAAAGUAAGUUAAAGUCCUUUGAAAGUGAACAUAUUCAACUCAUGCAACAAGAAACAGCUAAGAAUCUUUCACAGUGCCAAAUAGAAUGUGAGAAAUAUCAGAGAAAGCUGGAGGUGCUUACCAAGGAAUUUUAUAGUCUUCAGUCUUCUAGUGAAACACGCAUUAUUGAACUUCAAACACAGAAUUCUGAGUUUCAGGCAAGACUAGAUACUUAUGAAAAACUUGAAAAAGACCUUGAUGAGAUAAUAAUGCAGACAGCAGAAAUGGAAAAUGAAGUUGAAGCUGAAAGGGUUCUCUUCUCAUAUGGGUAUGGUGCUAAUGUUCCUACAACAGCCAAAAGACGACUAAAGCAAAGUGUUCACUUGGCAAGGAGGUUACUGCAGCUAGAAAAGCAAAACUCGUUGCUUGUAAAAGAUCUGGAACAUCAGAAGGAACAAGUAACGCAGAUUUCACAAGAGCUUGACAGAGCAAAUUCUUUGUUGAGUCAAGUACAACAGCCCUACAAGUACCUCAUUGGUACUGUGCAACAGAGAGAUUCUCAAAUAAGUGUACAGAAGGAGCAUAUUGCAGAACUUGAAAAAGAUGUCAGUCUUUUAAAUAAAGAAAAGACAGCUUUGCUGCGUGUCAAGAAUCAAAUGGCAGCAGAUUUGGAGAGACUUCUAAAUCAUCGUGAGGAACUAGCCGUAAUGAAACAGAUUCUAAUUAAACUACAGGAUAAACACAAGGAACAGAAUUUACCUCCAUCUCAAAUUAAUUUAAAAACUUUGACUGCAGAAAACAAAUUAAGCCCUUCAGUAAAACUGCUGCCAGAACAUGAAGAAGAAAAUAUAUUUAGGCCCAAGCCAACAUUAUUUAAUGUUCUGUACUAUCCUGAAUGUGCAGUAGCCCAGAGGAUUAUGAAGACAAGAAGUUGCUCACAAAUAAUUCUCUACAAAUAACAUUAUUUCUGCACCAUCAGAAAACUGCUAAAUUCUUUUAUUAUUUUUUUUUUAUUAUAAUGUUUGAUAGCUCUUAUUUUGUACAACGUGUUGGUCUAUGGAACAAACAAAAUCUCCUUCAUGAGUUCUAUCCCCUUCUCUAAAGGGAAUGUGGGAUAAUGAUAUUUAGAAUAAAACAUAUUUGUGGUACCCUUGACUCAUGUUUGAUAUUUUAAAACAAAUCAUUUACCUUAUCUGCUUUUUGUAACUUAGAAGUUGGCUGGUUUAAAUACAGAUACGUAGUAGUAACAACCUUGAAUACAUAGUCUUAAUUUACUUUCUUUAAGCAGAAAAAAAAAAAAAAUGAUUUAACACUAUGAACUACAUAGGAAGGAAAGAAAAUUCAGCAUAGGUUGCAUGUUUGUAUCCUGACUUUCACUCUUUCUCAUAGCUAAUACAUUCUUUAUUUUACAGACAAAUAUACAGGCACCUGUAUGGUACAAGAAACUGCAGAAGAAAACAUCCCCAUAGCAUUUUUCAAUAAGUACUUCAGAAAAUCCUGUAGGGAGAUUUUCUUUGAAGAAAGACAUUGUCACCAUAAUAAUGCCUCUUUUCCCAUAGAGGCAAUCAACUCUUUUUGUUUACAAUUGUUGCUUUAUACCUGUGAACUGAUCUUAUGUUGUAUAAAAUAAUUUUUAGAUCUAUGGUGGGAAUAAAAUGUGUGGAAAUAAUGCUUGCAAUGAACUUAGUAACAUAUAUUUGAAUUAUUAAUAAAUAAAUAAAUAAAUAAACACCAUCAUAUAUAUUUAUAA
Molecule: messenger RNA, 3366 nt
Organism: Coturnix japonica (Japanese quail)
Lineage: Eukaryota; Metazoa; Chordata; Aves; Galliformes; Phasianidae
Source: RefSeq, a predicted model, not a curated record